AUGCGGGCACAGCACAGGUGGGUGCCAACUUUGCUUGGGUGCAGAAAGGGGGCCCUGUGGGUGGGCUGGGUCCAUGCACCUGUUUGCCCCAGGUGAAUCCAGGUUUAGAUCCCUGCCCAGGUGUGGGGCAUCCCUGCAGAACAGGCCUUCCCUCGUCUCUUCUCCUCAGUUUCCCUCCCGUUAUAUCUGCUGCUAGGAAGCCUGGCUCAGUGCCUGGGGUGGAGGCCUGUCGGCCAGAAAGCUGACCAACUGUGGACCCCACUGGGCACUGGGUGGUCUGGAGUCAGUCACCUGCUGAAGGAUGGCCUUGUAGCAGAGUCGGUCCAUGUGCAUCGGGGGCUGGGCACCUGCUGAGUUGCCCCCAGAACCGGAGGAGGCGUGGGAGGUGGCACCCAGAGGAGGGGGAAGCCAGGGUCCCCAGAGUCCCCCCUCCAGUGCUGUGCUCCUGCCCUGGCCUGUGGUUCAGCCGUGGAGCUUUUGUUUGGACUCAGAGGUCCCAGACUCAGUUCCCCAUGGCAUCUCCUGGUGGGCCUGAUAAAAGACUCCUUUUCUUCCUAGAACCAUGGGGAGCUGCUUCUGUCGCUCAGUAUCCACUGCACUUUUUAAUUAUUUCCUCCUGCAAAUGUUGACCAAAAUGCAAUAUUUAACAGUCACUAUGCUUUAUAAUCUACUUUGAAUUGACAAAUUCAAAAAUAUGUUUUAUCCGCAAAGAUGUAAACCCCAAAGCACUGUUCAGCUGAAUAUUUAUUUAUUUAUUCAUUUAAUUUCCUUUAUGAAUUGCUUCUCGUAAAGCUUCCCAAAGUGAUUUCACAAUGAAAACAUAUGUAUAUACAGACUGGCUUAUCCACACCUCCCCCUGUUCUGCUGCUUCCCUCACCCUCCUGGAAAAAACUCUGCUCUUUAGUGCUCAAUCGGAGCUAACAGGAAUUUGGGUUUUCCCCAGAUUGCCAUUUGUUCUGAUGCAUCACUAAAGAGCGGGUUUUCCCUUGGAAGGCAGAGGGGCAAAGGGAAAACUCAAGCAGGAAACUGCCAGGACUCUCCUGUGUAUGACAGCUAUGUACAUUUUACAAUUUGUUAUGUGCUGUAAGCCGCCCACAAUGGCUGGGGAAACCCGGCCAGAUGGGUGGGGUAUGAAUAAUAAAAUCAUCAAGGAAUCAGCAGGGUCUCACUUCUACAGCUUCUCCUCUGCAGUGAGCAGGGUCUCUCCAGCAACUCCUCUCCACUGCCAUGUGGUUGUUCUGCAGGAGAUUUUCUGAGGGGAUCGUGCCCCAUCAUAGCUGGGCAGGAGAGGAGGAGACUGCUGCCUUUUGGAGGGGGGCGGUCUCCCACCUCAGGCAGCCCCAGAGUGGUUCUGGCAAUUCCUGGGCUUCUAACGAACAAUGCAAGACUUGCUGGCAACACAGACCUGGAGGACCCUAAGUCAGAGUGAGAUUCAGGUCUCACUCCCAAUAUCCGUUUUGAGUUCCAAGAGCCAGCCUAGAAGACAAAGUUGAAUGGGAGUGCCACUGAGCACGUACAGAAUGCCCCCCACUUCUGGGAUCAGGGGCGUGACUUCCCAGCAGGCCCCUCUCUGCUGCUGAAGAACCUGAUGAACUUUUAAAAUGAUAUUAUUUCUGAUUUAAGCGCUUAAAGCUCUUCCCAUACCUUUGCACAACCAGCCAUCCUUACAACAAAGCCAUGAGGCAGGGCCAAGGACUUCACGGUUGAGCUGAGAUUUCUGGUGUGGCUCAAAGCUCAGACUCUUAACCACUGUUAUGUUAAUGCUCCAGCCCUUUCUCCACUCUCAGCCCCCUCUUCCUUUCCACCCCGCAGGUUCCUCUUGCUCACGGCAGCUGCGGUUCUGCUCCUGGCCAUUGUGGUGGCAGAUGGUGAGUUGCAGUUGGCACUUGGGUGGGUGGAGGGGGGGCCCUGAAGUUGGGGGUGUGGGACCCCCCAGAAAGGAAAGAGAAAGAGGCACUUGUAGCUGGCCAGCAUCCUGCAAAGCAGAGAAGCAGCUUGCACCCCAUAUACACAACCUCUGAGCGGUGAGAGACUCCAGGGAUUCCCAGCACUUUUCCACUGCUCAGUUCCUUGGGAAGAAGGUGGGCGGUUUAGAAUACAGGGGUUUCAAAAAGACAUAUCUGCAAUGAGCAUAGGCUGGAGGAGCUCAUAGCAUUAACCCCACAACAGAUCCUGCUGCUAUAUUAGUCGUAGCUUUGGAUCCAGCACAGAUCAAGCAGGUGUCUGUGUCUCCGGCUCCCGGCCUGCUUGAAGCUCACAUGCUCUGGCUAUUGUUCUCCUAAAUAGCAGCCAGGAGAGGGGAGGGUGGCAAAAAAGCCCCCCCCCCCCAUUAGCCUGGAGGGCCCCCUCCCUUAGUGAAAGCUCUUGCAUCCCAGCUCACGCUUUUGCGAUGCUGAUGAGGACAAUUAAGCAGCCAGCUACGGCCAUGGGUAGGCAAACUAAGGCCCAGGGGCCGGAUCCGGCGCAAUCGCCUUCUCAGUCUGGCCCACAGACGGUCUGGCAAUCAGCGUCUUUUUACACAAGUAGAAUGUGUCCUUUUAUUUAAAAUGCAUCUCUGGGUUAGUUGUGGGGCAUAAGGAAUUCGUUUGUUUUUUCUUCUUCAAAGUAUAGUCCGGCCCCCCACAAGGUCUGAGGGACAGUGGACCAGCCCCCUGCUGAAAAAGUUUGCUGACCCCUGCUCCAACUAGUUCAGGAACCUCCUCUGUACAAUUCAAACCCUUGCUGGGUACAGGACCCCGAGAAAUGGAGGGGACUUGGGGCAUCAUGCAGACUGACCCUCACAACCCAUGACAAUGAUAAUAAACAUCCGCUUCUCUCUCCCUCUUUGCAGAGCCCCUGAGCUCCCCAAGUCCCACGUCCCCCCCAGGCAGCCAGACAACAGGUACGUCUAAGGGGACUUGACUUUUGAGGGGCAAAGUCCUUCCCCUUUGCAGGCAGAGCAGCUGCUCCACUUGCCAGGGCAGGAACCAAGUGCUGCUGUGAUCAGCUCAGCUCCUGGAGCGAAGGACUGGGUCCCAGGGAUUCACUUUCUUGCUCCAGAAUCCCCUGCGAUGAAGAGAGCAGCAGAAAGGCUCCAGAAAGCAGGAAGGAAAGCAGACUUCCCACAGUCCUCCAGCUCCAGAUGUUUGGGACUACAACUCCCAUCAGCCUGAGUCAGGCACCAUGCUGUCUGCUGGAAGCUGCAGUUCCAAACAUCUGGAGGGCACCAGGGUGGGGGCAGCUGGCCUGAACCUGUUUGGGGCUCUGGGUGGCUGAGGGGGAAAUGCCCAAAGGGGCUUCAUUGCACGGGACCCCCGGCCCCCUUCAGCUUCUCUCUCUCUCCCCGUCUCUUUCAGAGCCCAUGGCAAACUCAGAGCCCAUCAUCUCUGGUAAAUCGGAGGCCUCGGGAGAAAGUAAGUGGAAUCCUGGAGGCCAGAGGAUCAGAGAAUCAGAGAAGUCCAGCCCCUAAUAAUAAUAAUAAUAAUAAUUUAUUUAUAUCCUGCCCAUCCAGCAGAAAUCACAGCUAAAUAAUCUCUGAGAGAUGGCUCAAGCCAGGGAGAGAUGGCUGUGGUGGCUCAGGUGUGAGAGUGACGCCCUCUGCUCAUGCCCAGGGACACUCUCGCCCUUGCUGCUGCUUCACAACAUCCAGCUGGAGAAGAGCUCUAGCAGUCCAAGGGUGGCCACAAACUGCUGCCUGCAUGAGUUGCAUGCCCCCCUUACACCUUCCUUGGCCAUGCAGAGGCUCAGCCCCUGAGCUGGGUCCACGUUCUGCAAUGAGCUGUUCAAGCUUGGGACUUGCUUUGGCUCCUGACCAACAGCCCACAGAGAGAUGGAGGCCUUGGCUGGAAUGUCAUCCAAUGUCUAGAGGCUAAAGGGUUGUGGGGAGGCAGAAGAUGGAGUGGGGUUCAGCCUCUCUGCCGUGCAUCAUUUGAACACCUGUCUCCAUGUCCACAGGUGAGAUCGGAACUCCUGCGGAUCCCAUGACCACAGGUAGGCAUGACCCAGCAAACUCCCCUCCCCUCCCCCAGCCCCCUUUGUGCCCCUUUGCCUCCUGAGCCCUCCAACUGGCCCCCUCUCUGUUGGAGGACACAGCUGUGUAUUCUGGGACCCCUGAAUGGACCGGCUGCCCCCAGGCGAGGUGGAGGGUGUGCUGUCCCCAUUGCCAGCCCACGACUCGAAGGCCUGACCCAGCUGCCAGUUAAGGCAGCUUCCCAGCAGCCAAGGGGUGGGGAGCACCUUGUCCUUUGGACCUCAGGUGGCAAAAUGCCUUGGGCUGGGCUGGCACCAUCCCUGCUCACUUUGAGGGCCCCCUGCCCCACAGUAUGACCCCCUCAUACCCAGAGGCAAUGCCCCUGUUUGCUGAUUCCUCUCUUACUCCAUCCCAUCCAUGGACAGAGGUGGCCCCCGUGAGCUUUGCAGGGGCCGAUCGAGCCCACACAGAUGAGGUCAACGGGGACAUGAUGCUCAACAGUGAUGCCUCCAACCUCGGAUCCUUCAGCUUGGACCCGCUGCCCGGAGACGCCCAGAGUGGUACGUCUGCCAGUCUGGCUGCCCUUGCCUUCUCAUGGGUCCAUAGAAUCUUAGGGAUCCUGUGGGUCAUCUAGUCCAACCCCCUGCAAUGCAGGAACCUCAUGUAAAGCAUCCAGGUGGCCCCUGCCUAUGAACCUCCAAGGAAGGAGAGUCCAUCACCUCCUGAGGGAGUCCGUUCCACUGUCUAGCAACCCCUCCUGUCAACUCCCCUAUUGCCUUCUUAUGGGGGCUCCGACCUCAGCUGCCCUGACUUACAAGCCAGCCCUCCCCCAGGCCUGGCUGUGACUCCACAGAAAGCCCUGCCAGUGUCUCUUCUGAUCCUCUCAAGCUUCGGGUCCAGAGGGGCCAACUUGAAUAAAAUAUGGGGCGUCCUGCUAAGCCCCGCCCCUCGAUCACAUGAUGCGGUCGCACGCACAACAAUUGAAUGGCAAUGCCCAUCAAAUGGGGGGGGGGCUCUUAGGAGAUGGCUCCUAUGUUCGGGUCAGUUCGCAAAACCCCAGUGUCACCUGGUCAUACUGGCAGGAGCUGAUGGGAGAUGUAGUCCAUCUGGAGGGCACCUUCUUGGGGACGGAGAAGAGCUGCUGGCUCCUUGGAGACCUUUGAAAACCCCCUUGGGAGGGCAGUGGAAGGUCCUUGAGACCCAUCGCUGCCCAGGCCACCUCUGAGCCCCACGUGCCCAUCUGUGGGAUAUGGAAGGGACCUCUGUCUCUCUCUGGUUUCUCUAGGUCCCGCCAUGGAUGUUCCUGCUCAUUCCCACGAGUCCCAAGAAAGUAAGUUCUUCCCGGGUUGAGGGUCACAUCAGGGGUCUUGGAAAAUGGGCGACUCCACAGAGGGUCUCUUGCACUUGAUGUGAAGCCUCUAUGUGGGGAGAACCCCUCCAGAGGGCUGUGCAAGGCUGUCCUGGGGGAGUCAAGCAGCAUGGGAGACUUAGGGGAGACCCGUCUGGGGCAAGGCUUGGCUCAAUGGUUGCUACUCAUGGUGCUUCUGCCUCUGAACGGCAACUGCUGGGAAUCACAAGGGGGAAAAUGGCUCUUGCGCACAAAUCCUGCUUUUCGGUUUCCCUUAAUGGGCAUCUAGUUGGAUGCUGGACUGGGUGGGGUCCCUUGGGCCCGAUCCUGCAGGCUCCUCUUCCCUUUAUUCUAGCUGUAAUCUGGGAUGUUUUCCUCCCCAGGCUUGGACCAUGAAGUGGAUUCAGAGGAGACCCUCGCCUCCCAAGAUAAGUGUCCCACGAAGGGCCACAGCACUGGUUGGCCCCGGGGAGAACAGGCUGCUGGCCUGA
Podarcis lilfordi (Lilford's wall lizard) is the source of this 5788-nucleotide messenger RNA. Lineage: Eukaryota; Metazoa; Chordata; Lepidosauria; Squamata; Lacertidae. The record is from the annotation of a GenBank genome assembly.